Molecule: messenger RNA, 663 nt
Organism: Mytilus californianus (California mussel)
Lineage: Eukaryota; Metazoa; Mollusca; Bivalvia; Mytilida; Mytilidae
Exons: 5
Coding region: 80-403 (107 amino acids)
Source: RefSeq, a predicted model, not a curated record
AGGAUUGAAACUUCAUUAAGGCUUUUAUGUAACCGACAACAGCAACAUUUAUUUAUACCAAUCAGUUUAAACCAGGAGAAUGUCUACACUGUCUGUCAUUGGUCUCAGUAUUUGUCUUGUGUUUAUUAGUAUUUUCAUGCAAGGAACUGAAGCACAGGACUGUGCUGCCUGCCGCACAACUUUCACGAGCUCAAUAACAAACGCAUUGCAAGACAAGGAGAGAAUAUGCUAUGCAGUGAAUAUCUUUCUGACAUGUUUGGAUGACGACUGCGAUGCGAGUGUAUCUAAGAUCAUUAUUGACGCAGGCAAAAAGGCUGCAUCUCAGUACGGUUGUGGUGCCGGAAGUAUUCUUGUCAACCUGACUGUCAUUGGUUUAGGACUUACAUCGUAUAUGCUUGCUUAGAAGCCGCAUUUUAAUACAUUUAUACGAACAAACCUGAAGAUACAUGUCCAUAUUUACAAAAAAAUGUUUAGGAUUUAAGUUCUUCGCCUUAAUUUAAUUCACUUUUGCACAUUUGCACUGCUUGGAUGGAUCGAACAAAUGUGCAAAAUCUGAUUAAGACACAUGCAUACUUUUCUUGGUUUAAUUUGUAAUUAAUGAAUUAUUUUUACAGUUAUUAUAAUUUUCUUACAACAGUUGUUAUAAAUUCUGAAAUAUGAAUA